GGUCACAACGGUCAGAUUAGCAUAUGCCCGGUAAGUUUGAACGCUUGAGGAGACGCUAAUGGUUAAAGUACAACUAAAGCAAACAGACGCUUGUGUUCAUUUAAACGCCGUCUCCAGACGAUGCUCUGUUGUCUAACAUGCGUGUAACGUAGCGUUGAACGUCAGCUUGGCUUGAAUACGCGACGUUUGAGGCCAGAAGAGCUCCAAGAACGACGUACUAAACGGCAGGACCACGCCAAGCCGAGGCGCCACCCCUGGGGCGAGCUCCAAACUCUACUCGUUCGUCUGGGCGUGUAGUUCAAGUCUUUUCGUUUCUGGCUGCUGUUGGUCUCUGUAAAGGUAGUGUCCAGAGAACAAGACACAAGAAUGGCAGCUUACCCGACCAGUGCAGCGGUGGGCAGUACAGCGGAACCCUACAGGGCCACCAAACUGUGGAAUGCAGCCAUUGAAGCCUUCUGUCAGGGCAUGCCGACAGGCACGCGCCGGUUUCUACUACGUCAGUACGACAGCUCAUUCACCGCUAGCGAGGCUGUAGACUGGCUACACCAGUACCUGAGGAGUAGUGAUGACUUCGGACCCUCAGUCACCCGGCACCAGACUGUGCAACUCCUGCAGAAGUUCCUCUCUGCUGGGAUAUUUACUGAAGUCCGUGGCAAGGGCAGUAGUUUUCACGACAACAAGAAUAUAUACAGAUUUACAGAGUCCUGUCGAACAGUGUGCAGUCAAGCACCCUUGUCUGCCAGGGACACCAACACGCUACCUGUAGAAUCCUGUCCUGGUGGGGAGAAACCUGCGGUUAUGAAUAAACCGCUGAAAGCAAAGGCACCAGCGCCUCCUGUAGAUCCACAACUGGAACUGCAGGCUUGGAAUCAAGCCAUUUUAAAGAGACUGACAGAACUGUUAGGAGAAGACUGGGUGUGUAGAAUGAUAGACCGCUACUGUAUCAACAGCAGCCACAUGAAGCACACGGUCACCAGAAGGAGCCGGUCUGGCAUUGUGGAACCUACAGAUGAGAAAGAUGAUGUUCCACACUGGGUGCUGUCUGCUAUGAAAUGUCUGGCCAAUUGGCGCACAGAUAGUGAAGAGGCAGAGGAGUGGCAGUCCUGUUACUCUGGGUUUGAGUUAGACGUGCUGAAGGUGAUCUCGGAGUACUUCCAGGGCCUGGAGCAGCCUCUACUCCAUCCUGUCUCCGCCAGUCUCAUCAACAGGCUGCUAGGCUACACCCAGGGUGGGCUCAGCAGCAAGGAACCAUUGAUUCUGCACAAAGAUGUCCAGCGCAAGACACGCCCCAACACUGUCAGGAGAAUCAAAUCUUUCUCCAUGCAGCCGGCUGACAAAAGACAAAACUUUGUCAAACGGUACACCAGCAGCCCAGGCCUGUCUCGGGCAGCCAGCCAGGACUGUCUGUCUAGUGAGAGAAGCGUCUCCAACAACGAUGUAUCGCCUCAAGGUUACAGCAACAUGUCAAGGGCAACCAGUUACACGUGUCUGUCUGCUGAGAAGAGUCUCUCCAAUGGCGACUUGUCCCCUCAACAUCCAGCAGUCAAAGUGAAACUCAGCAUGCCGCGCCCACGAGGCAGGAUGUUUUCCAUUGUCGGCUGGAGUAAUCCCAAACUUAACCAGGCUGUGGAACCUUCAGGCCCCCGUACAGGACCUGGCGUCUCCACCAGGCUGGCCGCCGGAUCCAGCUACAGCACCGGUCGUGCCAAGACUACCACACAGGGUACAGGUACAGAUGAUGAGCAUGUCGGUGUUCAGAUGGCUACCACUACAGAGGCGCUGCAGUUGUGCUGUCUGUUGUCUCAUCCAAACGACUACCGGAAACUGCAGCUCUUGGUCAGGUUCAUGACGUCUGUAGCCAACAACCCUUCCCUCACACUUCACCCAAGUCUUCCUGCCAGAACACUGAUGCUGAAGAUCUUCACCUGGUGCAUUGUGCGAGGCAGUAGCCACCAGCAGAACCAGUAUGCCUAUGACUUUGGUGCCAUGCAGAUGGCCUCCUACCUCCUGGACCAUCACAAGGACAUCCUGGUGGCUCCUCCAGACUUCCAACAGAGAGUACAGAAGCUGGUGCAGAGGAACAGACCAGGACAGAGAGUCACCUUCUGCAAGCAGAUCAGCUGUGAGGAGUUUGAGAACCAGAAGCUGAGUCUAUCCCAGCAUGCCCUGGCAGAGCUGCUGCAGUCCAUCCUCCAUGACAGCCGCAUGCCAAAUAAGGUCAGGCAGAGGAAACUCAAGCAGUUCAAAGAGAUCUAUCCAGACAUCUAUGCUGAACAUGUCGCGCAGAACAAAGAGAACCCUGCAGCUGUACAGACUCAAACAACAGCCAAGCAGGGUUUUCCUAGAAUCAAAAAGCCACUUCUCAAGCUGAACAGUUUGCGGUUUUAGUGUCCACGCUGAUUUGUAAAGCUGUAAAGGCCAAAGGGCUAAUAUACCUAUUCUUGUGUAAAUUGUUUGAAAGAAAUCAAGUUUUCAAUUGUACAGUACUGAUUUUGUAAAGAGAAAUGAUUGUUAAGACAAAAAUUAAUGUAAUCAAUGAAACUGGCCUUUGCAGCAUGGUAAUACUGUUUUAGUGUGAAAGGGGCCACAUUUAACCAAGGAAUGAAAGACAAUAGUCUCCCUUUUCCUGUGACAUUGAGUUUGAACAUUGUUUUUCCGUUUUCAGACUAACAUUGUUCCAAUUGAGUCAGGCAACAAUCGGUAGUUGAAAGAUGUAGAAUGAUCAGUUUCUGUAUAGGUUAGCUGUCCUUACAUAAGUUUAGGAGUAUGAAUAUGUGUAGGAGUUUGACUUAUAGUCAUGUCUUUGUCUCCAUUGUCUGCCACACUUGUAGAUGAUUUUGGUAGGAAAUUGGUGUGUAGACAAAUGUAGAGUUGUUUUGACAGUAGGUUGUAGAACAUUAGUAGAACAUUAGUAAGCACAUAACUUAAUGUUGCACUGUAAUGAAAGACUUUUUUAUCAGAGUUUUAAUAUCCAGUGAAUAUUUUGCAGUAUUCCAUGGCACAGCUAAUGCCUAAUAUGAUCACAGUGACUGUAAAUUGAGGUAAAUGCAAAAGAAUAACCCUUUUGUUAUGUACUGAUUAUUAAAUGUUGACAAUCUUUUAAAUCUUCUUAAACUUUUUUUAGCAAUUAUCACAUCAAAGGGGUCCUUCCCUCACUGAAAAAUU
Molecule: messenger RNA, 3165 nt
Organism: Branchiostoma belcheri (Belcher's lancelet)
Lineage: Eukaryota; Metazoa; Chordata; Leptocardii; Amphioxiformes; Branchiostomatidae
Product: DEP domain-containing protein 1A-like
Exons: 12
Coding region: 367-2388 (673 amino acids)
Biological process (GO): intracellular signal transduction
Source: RefSeq, a predicted model, not a curated record